Molecule: messenger RNA, 1848 nt
Organism: Penicillium pulvis
Lineage: Eukaryota; Fungi; Ascomycota; Eurotiomycetes; Eurotiales; Aspergillaceae
Exons: 3
Biological process (GO): L-valine biosynthetic process
Cellular component (GO): mitochondrion; acetolactate synthase complex
Molecular function (GO): magnesium ion binding; acetolactate synthase activity; flavin adenine dinucleotide binding
Source: RefSeq, a predicted model, not a curated record
GUUUAUACUGCAUCUUUUGCCUUCUUCGAGGCUCUCUGGGAGGGUGGCGUUAGCCAUGUCUUUGUUAAUCUGGGGUCAGACCACCCGUCGAUUCUCGAGGCUAUGCUGAAAGGACAGCGUGAGAAGAAAGGCCAAUUUCCGAAAAUCAUCACAUGUCCCAAUGAGUGGUGUUCAAUAUGUCUGUUCGGGACGAGAGCCAGGGCUAAUUUUGUUGUUAAGAUGGUAGCACUUUCAAUGGCCGAUGGAUAUGCUCGCCUCACCGGUGAGCCUCAAGCUGUUAUCGUCCAUGUCGAUGUAGGCACUCAAGGCUUAGGUGCCGCGGUUCACAAUGCCUCUUGUGGCCGAGCUCCGGUCCUGAUAUUUGCUGGUCUUUCUCCAUACACAAUCGAGGGAGAGACGAGGGGUUCACGGACGGAGUAUAUCCACUGGAUUCAGGAUGUGCCGGACCAAAAGCAAAUUGUCUCACAAUACUGCCGUUAUACUGGUGAACUCAAAACUGGGAAAAAUGUGAAACAAAUAGUGAACAGGGCCUUGCAAUGGGCCACGAGUGACCCAAAGGGUCCGGUAUAUCUUGUUGGAGCACGAGAGGUCAUGGAGGAAGAGAUUGAGCCUUAUCAAUUGAACCAAAAGGUGUGGGGACCUGUCUCACCCGCCGCCUUGCCCCCAGCGGGAGUCGAGUUGAUCACAUCCGAGCUUGCGAAUGCCAAACGCCCGUUGGUAGUGGUUGGAUAUACUGGACGAAGCGCCCAGGCUGUGACGGAACUGGUCACCUUGGCAAACCACUUCAAGGGAAUCCGAGUUCUAGACACCGGAGGAAGCGACAUGUGCUUCCCUGCCAACCAUCCGGCUUGGUUGGGAUUGCGAUAUCCCGGUCACGAUCUUGUGAAGACCGCCGAUCUUAUCAUCGUCAUUGAUUGUGAUGUACCAUGGGUGCCAACUCAGUUCAAGCCCUCCGACUCGGCGAAGAUUAUUCAUAUUGAUGUCGACCCUCUCAAGCAACAAAUCCCUGUUUUUUACAUCAACUCGAUGGCUACAUUCCGUGCGGACUCAACUACCGCACUUAAGCAGCUUAACGACUAUAUCGGCAUCAACGGCCAGAUCCAACAGUACAUUGGAUCCAAGGACAAUAUAAUCAUGGGGCAGCAGCGUGACGACGAAUAUCUAAAGCGACGACAAGAGAUCACAGACUUGGCUGCUCUGCCAGACGGCGGUGACGAUGCCUUGCUCAACGUUUCAUAUCUUAUGGCGCAAGUUCGCCAGGGUUGCCCUACAGACACGAUCUGGGCAAUCGAAUCGGUCACACUCACACACGCUGUAUCGGAUCAAAUUGCUGCGACAUUGCCAAACUCCUGGAUUAACUGCGGUGGUGGCGGUCUGGGCUGGUCUGGUGGUGGUGCGCUUGGAAUCAAGCUAGCAUCGGAUGUGAAGAAUGGAGGCCCUGGUAAGGGUAAAUUUGUGGUACAGGUUGUCGGUGAUGGUACAUUCCUGUUCUCCGUCCCGGGCUCAGUUUAUUGGAUCUCACGUCGCUACAAUAUCCCUAUUUUAACCAUCGUGUUGAACAACAAGGGAUGGAAUGCGCCCCGGCGAAGUAUGCUGCUGGUUCACCCGAAUGGCGAUGGUUCCCGAGCUACAAAUGAGGACUUGAACAUCUCAUUUGUGCCCACCCCUGACUAUGCUGGAAUUGCGAAAGCUGCGGCUGGUGGGGAGUUGUGGGCCGGCCGGGCCUCCAACGUGGCGGAAUUGGCACAAAGGCUCCCCGAGGCAAUCCAAAGCGUCCUUAGUGGGAAAAGUGCGGUUUUGGAGGCUCAACUGGAUGGAACUGCUGGAAAGUACGUUGAGAGCUCAUAG